Messenger RNA from Diplodia corticola, 1302 nucleotides. RefSeq names its product carboxypeptidase a4. The transcript has 6 exons. Gene Ontology annotation, biological process: proteolysis. NCBI's taxonomy places the organism in Eukaryota, Fungi, Ascomycota, Dothideomycetes, Botryosphaeriales, Botryosphaeriaceae. The record is from RefSeq and is a predicted model, not a curated record. The coding region runs from base 1 to 1302 and encodes 433 amino acids. Gene Ontology annotation, molecular function: zinc ion binding; metallocarboxypeptidase activity.
AUGAAGUACCUUCUGUCCAUACUUUUGCUCGGCGGCCAGCUGGCCACGGCCGGCCCCAUCUCCACCACGGCGUCCACCGCUGCCGUGGAGGAGGAGGUUGGCGAGAAGGUCAACUACGACGGCUACAGGGUCCUCCGCGUGGCGUACAGCGAGUACCAGAAGAACCCGGAGGCCGUGGCUGCCCUCGGCCAGCAGCUGAGCGACGAGCCCGCCCAGUUCGGCCAGGUCGACUUGCUCGUCGCGCCGGAAAAGAGCGCCGACGUCGAUAACCUGGGCAUCGAGUUCCAGGUCAUCCAGGACGACCUCGGCGCUGCCAUCAAGCAGGAGGAGGCGGAGACGGUCGAGUAUCUCGCGAGCGCCGCGGCCGUUCCGUCCGACAGCUGGUUCGACGCGUACCACUCGUACGCCGACCAUCUUGCCUUCCUGAACGACCUCGUCUCCGUACGGCCCAGCAACGCCGAGAUCGUGACCGCCGGCACUUCUUCCCAGGGCCGCAACAUCACCGGCAUUCAUUUCUGGGGCAGCGGCGGCAAGAACACGAAGCCGGCCAUCAUCAUGCACUCUACCGUCCACGCGCGCGAGUGGAUUACGACCAUGACCAACGAAUAUAUCGCCUACCAGCUCCUCACCCAGUACUCCUCCGACACCACCGUCAAGUCAUUCGUCGACAAGUACGACUUCUACGUCUUCCCGGUGGUCAACCCGGACGGUUUCGUCUACACGCAGACGAACACGCGUCUCUGGCGUAAGAACAGGCAGUCCGUUUCCGGCAGCACCUGCGUCGGCACGGACAUCAACCGCAACUGGGCCGUCGGCUGGAGCGUGGCCGGCGGCUCGUCGACCGACCCUUGCGACGAGACUUUCAGAGGCACCGCCGCCCUCAGCUCCCCCGAGGCGACCGGGCUCGCGGCCCAGAUGCAGGCCGUCCGCGACCGCCAGGGCGUCAAGAUGUACAUGGACUGGCACUCGUACUCGCAGCUCUGGAUGACGCCGUACGGCUACACGUGCAGCUCGCUGCCCUCCACCAACGCCGAGCUGCAGUCCAUCUCGGGCGGCGCCGUCGCCGCCAUCGCCGCCGUUCACGGCACGCAAUUCGAAUACGGACCGAUCUGCCAGACAAUCUACCAGGCGUCGGGCAGCAGCGUCGACUACGCCAACGACGUGGUCAAGUCGACGUACACCUUCACGGCGGAGCUGCGCGACACGGGCCGCUACGGCUUCGUGCUGCCCGCCAACCAGAUCAGGCCGACGAGCGAGGAGAUGUGGGCGGGCUUGAAGUACGUCUUUGCCAACAUGAAGUAA